This is a messenger RNA of Callorhinchus milii (elephant shark), 1956 nucleotides long. RefSeq lists its product as uncharacterized. The record is from RefSeq and is a predicted model, not a curated record. The transcript has 9 exons. NCBI's taxonomy places the organism in Eukaryota, Metazoa, Chordata, Chondrichthyes, Chimaeriformes, Callorhinchidae. The coding region runs from base 389 to 1159 and encodes 256 amino acids.
AAAAUGUGUUCUGUUACAAAGAACGCUCCAAGACAGUGAGGAACUGUGGUGCACUGGACUGAAGUGGGCUAUUAGCGCCCUCUGCUCACCCCCUUCCCUGCCCCCAACCUUGGGAGAAUAACCGCCAAUUGGUAAAGCGGUGUGUUUUUUUGAGCAUUGCAAAAUUCAGCACAAAGGUUAAUUGCUUAAUGAAAACCCACAAGGAAAUGAUAUGUCAAAUUAAGUUGGAUUGCCUGGUUCUGCAGGGGCGGAACCUAGCACAAGGGACACACACAGGCACACACACACACACAUACCUGGGAGCAGGAAGCAAAGGGCUGUGAGAGACACAGAGAAGCAUUUUCCUUUGAGCCGAGGCUUUAAUUCCAACCCUGACUUGCACCCGGCCAUGGCAACGGAUGAGAACACACACAACCUGUUUUUUGAAAGUUUUCUGAAAAAACGAAAAGAUAAAAUGAGGUUUACCUGGUCAACCUACUGGUUCAGGCUCCAAAACACCACCUUAUUUUUCUUCACUCGGAAAGAAUCUGAGGCGUGUCACCUCCGGGGUCAGUACUACAUCUACAUGGUUCAGUCCGUGAGGGAAACCAAAACAAUGAACCACGACUAUCCAUUUGAGAUCGUCAUGAAAAAUGGGAAGAAGAAAGUGCUUGCUGCAACCACCUCUGAAUUACGAGCGGUUUGGAUGGAGUUCCUGUGGAAAGCAAUGCAGCUUCCUUGGCCAGGGAAAAAGCAUUCCGCUUGCAAUUGGCACGACAUCCCCCUCCUGAUGGAAAGAGCUGAGAUGUGUUGCCCUGGGAAAGAGGGAGGUUCUUCGGGAUAUGCUGAUGGCCAGAGCAGGCAACUUGGCUCCCUCACCUCCAACGAUUCCUCCGCAGACUCCCAGAAAUCUUCCCUCCAGUACUUGGAUACCUCGGUCGAUGGUUACUCUGUGGAAAGAAAAAAUGUGGCAUCAUCCACUGCAGAGGAGGAGGACAGAGAUUAUGAAAUAGUACUUCCAGAUUUAGAAGGUUCUGCUCCUGAAGCUCCGUUAAGCCCCAACACCAGAUCAGGGUUAUUAGACGAGAUCAUUUCAAACUGUACAAGUUGCACCGUCCACUGGCUGGGUUCUGUGGACACAGAGAAUGCUACAAAGCAACCAUCCGAGAGCCAGCCAUAGAGAACAGAGCCUCAGGGUGAAAUGAAAUAGCUUUCAUGUUAGUUUGUAAACCACGCUGGCCGUGUAGUCAGAACCCGCUGCCAGAUACAGUCACAAAGUCCUGUUAAUAUGAACAUGGAAACAGGAGGAGCUCAUUCAGCCCCUCGAGCCUGUUCCGCCAUUCUAUAAAAUCAUGACUGAUCUGGACCUCAACUUCAAUUACCUGCUCUUGCCCCAAAUCCUUUGAUACCCUGGCCUAACAAAUAUCAGUCAUUUGGGGGAGAGAGGUCCAGUUUUUUCCACUGUCCUUUGUGUGAAUAAACUGCUCUUGAUGAUAAUACAGUGACAGAGAUCAGCACAGCCACUCCUAAAUGAGCUCUGUGAUGAUAAGGUUUUAUAAAAUCACAGUUUAUGAUGUUAUGGCCAUUCAGCCCAUCCUGUGCACAAUGAAUCUGUGAGAGUUAUCCAGUCAUUCCCAAGUCCCUAUCCUUUCUACAUACCCUUUUUUUCAGAUAUUUGUCUAAUUCCCUGUUAAAAGCUAAUGUAGAUUCUGCUUCAAUUCAGGAGUUGGUAAAUCAAUCCAUGUCUCAACAAUGAUCUGUUUGUAAAAAAAACAACUUACAGAUGUGUAUAAAUAGCUCCUCUUGUGUUUUUUUUUAUCGUGGUUCUCUCUGUCACUCACUCUAUUCCAGACUUGUGUAAAUACAGAUUGUACAGUAACUAGAUUUCCUGGAAAAAGGAUUAUUAGAUUUAAAGUGGGAACAGAUUAUUGCUGUAAAACGUUUGGAGGAUUAAAGCAUUUACUGUGUUUUGACUGA